Molecule: messenger RNA, 1053 nt
Organism: Oreochromis aureus
Lineage: Eukaryota; Metazoa; Chordata; Actinopteri; Cichliformes; Cichlidae
Product: neoverrucotoxin subunit beta-like
Exons: 4
Coding region: 100-708 (202 amino acids)
Molecular function (GO): protein binding
Source: RefSeq, a predicted model, not a curated record
AGUCAGUAAGCAGCUGUUUCCAGCUCAGGCGAAGAGGAGUCCUCCAGCUCACAAGUCUUGAAUCUGAGGAGAACCAAAACGCAAUAUCCCUGUUAGACUAUGGAUCCAAGCAAAGAACUGGGUUAUCUCAGAGUGGGAAGUGUGGAAGACAAAGAUCUUACAUCAGAGAUCAAGAGGCAUUCCUGUGAACUCACAGUCGACACAAAAACAGUGAGCAGGAAACUCCAACUCACUAACGGAAACAAGACUGUGACCUAUGUGGGGGGACAUAACCUACAUCAUUUCCACAGACGCGGAUUUCAUUCUCCUCAGCUGCUGUGUAUAAACGGUCUGACUGAUCGACAUUACUGGGAGGUCGAGUGUAGUGGAGAUGUUUACAUAGCAGUCAGUUACAGUGGAAUCAGUAGGAAAGGAAUAACUGGUAACAAUGAGUUUGGAUCAAAUUCUCAGUCCUGGGCACUUGUAGUAAAAACAGGUUCACCCUCUGUGAUUGCGAGGCACGAUAACACAGAAACACCCAUCGUCUCCCACAACAGAUUUACCAGAGUAGCAGUGUAUGUGGAUUAUGCUGCUGGCAUUCUGUCCUUUUUCAGUGUUUCCUCUGACACUCUGAUCCACCUCCACACAUUCAAAACCAGAUUCACUGAUCCUCUUUAUCCCGGAUUUGCAGUCUUUCCUGGUUCCAAAGUUCUGCUACAGAAACGAUGACUGUUGAACUAAGUUCAGUCUAUAUAUGUGUGUGUAUAUAUAUAUAUAUAAAUAUAUAUAUACACACAUUGUGGUAGUGUAGUGGUAGUAGUUUUUUUACUGUAUGUCAGCUGUUGGAUUACUAUUUGCUGUUCAUUAUGUACCAUGUAUUGGUGACUGUAAAUUACAGUGCAUUGCCUUGUAUUUUUAAAAUGGUUUUCUUUGUUACACUGUACCAUUGAUUGAUUAUUUAUAACAUACCUCCUUGCAUGUGGUUUUUUUCCAUACAGUCUAUUUUAAUGAACAUUUUAUAUCACAAGCAUCAUAAAGUGAGUGUCAGUAGUAAGUAAAACCCUAUCAAUAGAA